Balaenoptera ricei (Rice's whale) is the source of this 2673-nucleotide messenger RNA. It is a transcript of the gene ING2, whose product is annotated as inhibitor of growth family member 2. Lineage: Eukaryota; Metazoa; Chordata; Mammalia; Artiodactyla; Balaenopteridae. The record is from RefSeq and is a predicted model, not a curated record. Gene Ontology annotation, biological process: positive regulation of DNA-templated transcription. The transcript is spliced from 2 exons. The coding region runs from base 467 to 1309 and encodes 280 amino acids. Gene Ontology annotation, cellular component: nucleus.
GGAGGGGCGGGGGCGGUCUAGUGAGAGACUCUCCGACAGGCACGGAGGGUGAUUGGGAGGAAAGGGGCCAGCGAGAGGCUUGUCAUGGGGAUCCGAGGUACGAGACGGCAUUGGUAGCAUCUGGUGACUCCGAGGGGGACAGGAAGUGUCAACGCCCGGGACCCCGGCGCCAGCUCCGCUGGGGGGAUCCCCGCUGCUCUAGUCCUGAGGAGGGAGGGGGAAAAGGAGGGAGCCCCGAUCUCGCCCCGCCCCUGGGCUUGUUACCGCGGGGGCGGGGAGUGAGGGCUUCUUUUGCGGGGAGUAGAGAUCGGGGGACUCGGCUGUGCCCUCUCGAGCGGCUGCCGGUGUCCCCGCGGCGCCGGGCUGCCGAGCAGAGGAGCCGCGGCGGCCGUGGCUGUUGCAUGUGUGGCUGCUGGAUGCGGAGGCGGCGGCGGCGGCGGCGGCGAGGAGCAGCAGCGGCGGCAGGAUGUUAGGGCAGCAGCAACAGCAACUCUACUCGUCGGCCGCGCUCCUGACGGGGGAGCGGAGCCGGCUCCUCACCUGCUAUGUGCAGGACUACCUCGAGUGCGUGGAGUCGCUGCCCCACGACAUGCAGAGGAACGUGUCCGUGCUGCGAGAGCUGGACAACAAAUAUCAAGAAACAUUAAAGGAAAUUGAUGAUGUCUAUGAAAAAUAUAAGAAAGAAGAUGAUUCAAACCAGAAAAAACGCCUCCAGCAGCAUCUCCAGAGAGCAUUAAUCAAUAGUCAAGAAUUGGGAGAUGAAAAAAUUCAGAUUGUCACACAGAUGCUCGAAUUGGUGGAAAAUCGGGCAAGGCAAAUGGAGCUACAUUCACAGUGUUUUCAAGAUCCUGCUGAAAGUGAGCGAGCCUCAGAUAAAGCAAAGAUGGAUUCCAGCCAACCAGAACGAUCUUCGAGAAGACCCCGCCGACAGCGAACCAGUGAAAGCCGUGAUCUGUGUCACAUGACGAAUGGGAUUGAAGACUGUGAUGAUCAGCCACCUAAAGAAAAGAAAUCCAAGUCAGCCAAGAAAAAGAAACGUUCCAAGGCCAAGCAGGAAAGGGAAGCUUCACCUGUCGAGUUUGCAAUAGAUCCCAAUGAACCUACAUAUUGUUUAUGUAACCAAGUGUCUUAUGGGGAAAUGAUCGGAUGUGACAAUGAACAGUGUCCAAUUGAAUGGUUUCACUUUUCAUGUGUUUCACUUACCUAUAAACCAAAGGGGAAAUGGUAUUGCCCAAAGUGCAGGGGAGAUAAUGAGAAAACGAUGGACAAAAGUACUGAAAAGACAAAGAAGGAGAGAAGAUCGAGGUAGUAAAGGCCAUCUGUAUUUUAAAGGGUUAUUUGUCUUUUAUAUAAUACUUUCAGAAUUUACUUUCAGAAAAUGUUUUAGGGUAAAUGCAUAAGACUAUGCAAUAAUUUUUAAUCAUUAGUAUUAAUGGUGUAUUAAAAGUUGUUGUACUUUGUCUGUGACCUUAAUUUUCUGCACUGAAUUACCAAAUAUUUUAAACCAGGUAGUCUUCAGAUCACCUGAUGAAAGGAGCAGGGAGCAGGGAAGGGUGGUGUGAAUAUGAUAAAAACUUCACAAACCAUGCCUAGUUCCUUUUCACUGAAAAUGCAAUGCUAAUUUUGGGGUAGACACCAAAGUUUUGCUAGCAUUUUAGUCUAUGUGCUUAAAAAAAUUUAGAUAUAGUUGGAGUUCUCUGUAAGCAUUCAGAUUAUCUUGGGUAAUUUAAAAUAUGAACACUAUACCAUUCAGAGCUUCUCUCUUCCUGGCCCCAUUUAUACAUACACUUGGUCAUCUCUAGUCUUCCAAGAAUUUAAGGAACUAGAGAUAAGAAUAAUUUGGGAUUCCAUGUGGAAUAAUGUGCUCUUAUUAGAGUAUUUGCUGCUCUAUUUUCCAUAGUAGCAUUUUGAUACACUGUCAGUAGCCCAUGUAUAAAUACCUUGCUGCUGCUUCAUAGCUGCAUUCAGUCUAGUGCUUAAUAAGGGAGUUGUUUUGUUUUAAUUGGGACAAGUAGGAACAGUUAGGAUACCAAAAAUGCUGCCGUUGGCUUAUAUUGGCAAAAUUUGGGUUAUGCAGUAUCAUGAUUCAAGGUUGAGCAAUUUUAAAAAGGCAUUUAAUAAUAUAUUUCAUGUUGACCCACGGCUGGGACGCCUAGCCACAGGCCUGUCAGCGGGAAGAGGGCAUAUACUAGUCUUUAAAUAUUGCCUUUAUGUCAGACAGUAGUUUAAAUAGUUUUGCUAGUGGCUCUAGGUCAUUUCUGUCCCAAUCAGAAAUUAUAUAUUAUUUUAAGUAGUAGUGUAUUUACUUUCUUAACUUUCUGGUAUUGGUGCUGUUUGUUGUCUUCACGUUCAAUGAACUAAUUUCAUUAUAACAAUGCAAUUAAUAAUGUAUUUGUAAAUUGAAUUUUCCAAGAUUCUAAAAUUGAAUUUUCCAAGAUUCUGAUAUUUUAAGGGUAAGCAUCUUGAUGGAUAUAUGUCCGUAUAUUUGGAGAAUUUUUUGGUUUUUCAGGAGUGGGGGGCAGUGGAUUGACUAGUCCUUAAAUCUAUGUGUAACAUACUUUUUAUUCCUCAUUUCUUCCUAAUCUGAUGACCUUGAUUCUUUUUGAUUAACAUGUGAAAAGUCCUGUUUGCUUGUUUGGAAAAAAGAAAAAAAAAAUGUGUUUUUCUCUUCUA